AAACAACAUAGCAAUUAAUCACAGAAAGCUAAAAGGGGACCUAAAUUCCUCAGAAAAUAUUUAUGUCACUUAUGAUGAUAUCCAAACUGUGGAGAUGAACAGGACUGGACCUUCACCUGCAUUCACAGGUACUAAAUUUGUGAAGAAAAGUUCCUGCAGAGCUGCUGUGAUUCUUCUGGGCCUGCUGUGUCUUCUUCUCUUGAUUGGACUCAUAACUCUAUUUUUUCUUUUCACCCAAGGCAAAUCUCAGCAGACGAUAGAGAUGAUGAUGUCAUACAACCGUUACGAAAACUUGACCAGAAAGUGGAAUGAGUUGCAGACCAGUUACCGCAGCCUAACAAUUGAACAACACCAGUUACAGACCAUGCACAGUAUUCUGAAAAUGGAACGAGACCAGCUACAGAAAAGCUACAACAAUAUGGUGGAAGACAGAGGCCAGCUCCAAAAGAGACUUGAAGACAUGACCAAAAAUAGAGAUGAUCUUCAGAGAAAGUCUGUCGGUUGUCUGCGAGAAUGGAUGCACUUCAAUGGUAGUUUAUAUUACAUUUCUUCAAACAAGAAAUUCUGGCAAGAAAGUAGAAAUGAUUGUCUCCAGAGAGGUGCUGAUCUGGUGAUUAUCAACAGCAAAGAAGAACAGCUACUGGGCUACUUUUGA
Molecule: messenger RNA, 655 nt
Organism: Haplochromis burtoni (Burton's mouthbrooder)
Lineage: Eukaryota; Metazoa; Chordata; Actinopteri; Cichliformes; Cichlidae
Product: C-type lectin domain family 12 member B-like
Exons: 5
Coding region: 95-655 (186 amino acids)
Source: RefSeq, a predicted model, not a curated record